UUUCAGCGAUAAAAAGUUCCCUCAUCAUGUCCUCUUCAAAUAACGCUCAGGACUCAAAUUACUCAGAAACCGUUCGAAAAUUCCUGAUUUGUGGCGUUCUUCGAAAAACUUUUGCCGACACUUCUGAAACCAAAAAAGUUUUUACCAUCAACGAAUGGUACAAAAAAUGCAACAAAUUGGAACGAAAGCUCGAUAAUGAAGUUUUUUCUCGAAAUCCGUUGAGUUACAAAAAGUACAUCGUCAAAAAAGCUGCUCUUUUCAUGCUGCAAGGCGAUCAUUUCCGCAACGGAAGCUUCCAACCCGGUUUCGCUAAAGCUGCUUUCGUGACUCUCGAGGAAAAUCGCUUGAAUCGCGACGUAAUUUGCGUUUAUUCGUUAUCUCUGCACAUUGUGGCUUGCAGUUAUUUCUCGCGACAGGAUUUUAUUCAAGCAAUCAACUUCAACAACAUGUCCGAAGCAGCAAUUGUCGAGUUCAAGGCCAUCAGCAAUCAGGAAAUCGCCCAAGAACUUGAAAUUAUCGAAGAUUUGGUCGUCAAACAGCUUUUCGACUGCUUCGGGGCGUUUGGAAACACAAAAAUGCGCGUCGAAUAUGCGGUUUUGUUGAUCGAUCGGAGCAUCCAGCGACAAAUUGGUAACAAAAUCUCAUGUCACGUACUUUUGUCAAUUCAAGAUUACGUCAAAGCCAUCAUCGAGUGUCACUUUUACGCCCAACUGAACUAUUUGAUGCGAAUUUUCAUGCGGGAACUCAAAAAGGAAUCGUCUCCCGAUGGAAUUAGUCCCGUCGAUCGUGGAAAUUUCCUCGAUAUGCAAACUUGUAAGGACUUGAUGGCGUCGUUUUACGUUCAAUGGGCGAUUUCUGUGUUGCGAUAUUCGAUAAAUGUCAAGAGAGAUCCGGGUUUUAGGCAGAAAAAUCCAAUUUCAGGCGAAGUUGUGACCUUGAUGAGUGUCGAAAAUGAUGAAAUCGAUGAGGAAUUCGAUAAAGAAUUUCCAAUUGAAGUUAUUGAGAGUUACGAAGACUUUCAAAAGUGCCUCAAUACCGCACGGAAUUGGGUUCAACUCGUGAAAAAGCAUUUUCAAGGUUAUGUCACGGGAAAAUAUGGGCAGUACAUGAACGAAUUGGCACAAUUGGAGAGAGAAAUUCAGGAAAUUUUCUCAUAUUGAUCGAAAUUUUUGUCUUUUUUGUUAUUUUUGAAUGAGAAAAAAUUAUAAUUUUGUAUUCAGGUAAAUAAAGUUCUUA
Molecule: messenger RNA, 1236 nt
Organism: Culicoides brevitarsis
Lineage: Eukaryota; Metazoa; Arthropoda; Insecta; Diptera; Ceratopogonidae
Exons: 3
Coding region: 27-1160 (377 amino acids)
Source: RefSeq, a predicted model, not a curated record